Molecule: messenger RNA, 1582 nt
Organism: Balaenoptera ricei (Rice's whale)
Lineage: Eukaryota; Metazoa; Chordata; Mammalia; Artiodactyla; Balaenopteridae
Gene: MATCAP1
Product: microtubule associated tyrosine carboxypeptidase 1
Exons: 6
Coding region: 54-1472 (472 amino acids)
Source: RefSeq, a predicted model, not a curated record
UCGACCGUGUGGGGAGUUGGAGUGACCCAGCUGGAUGUGACCACCAGGACAGAAUGGUGCUGGACUCAGGGGCUCAGGUGUAUGAGCAGGCACCCCCCAGCCCGCCAUCCAGUCCCUCAUCCUUGGGCCAUAGGCUGAGGCCCUCAGACCGAGAUGGGACAGCACUGUACCCCUGGCCUCGGUCCCUGGCCUUGCCCCUGGCUCUCUCAGUCCCCUCAGCCCUGCGGCCCCGGCCUGAGCUGCAGCCCUUCUCAGAGCUGCACUUGGGCCAUCGUGGCCACAUGCGUCGCAGUGAGAGCACCUACACCGUAAACAGUAUUGGCCGGCGGGGGGGCAGCACCCAGGGUCGGGCGCCACCUGGACGGGGACGGGACCCAGGUGGGGGCACCCUGCGGCCUGCGGCCUCCCUGCCUCACAUUGCUAAGACUCGAAAGGAUGCAGGCCGUGGUGCGAGCAAGAGUCCCUGCAUGUUGGUGGCUCUGCGGCCAACCAACAUGGACCGUGAGCGGGACAAGUUCUUCCAGUCCCAUUACACCUACAACCCACAGUUCGAGUACCAGGAGCCCAUGCCUACGGCUGUGCUGGAGAAAUACUGUGAGGCCUCUGGACAGUUCCUCCAUCAGGCAGUUGGCAUCAUUGAGGCUGUCCUGGAGAAGUUUGGUACCUAUGAACACUUUGAGGCUGCGACUGGGGGCCAGCUGCUGACCAAGUGCCAGAUCUGGUCCAUUGUGCGCAAAUACAUGCAGAAGGAGGGCUGCGCUGGGGAGGUUGUGGUGCAGCUGAGUGAGGACCUGCUGUCCCAGGCAGUGAUGAUGGUGGAGAACAGCCGACCAACAUUGGCCAUCAACCUGACUGGAGCCCGCCAGUAUUGGUUGGAGGGCAUGCUGCGGCACGAGAUAGGUACCCACUACCUGCGGGGCGUGAACAACGCGCGGCAGCCAUGGCACAGCGCCGAGGGCCGGCUGCAGUAUGGGCUGCGGCCAGCGAACCCCACCGAGGAGGGCCUGGCCAGCCUGCACAGUGUGCUGUUCCGCAAGCAGCCCUUCCUGUGGCGCGCCGCGUUGCUCUACUACACCAUCCACCGCGCCGCGCACAUGUCCUUCCGCCAGCUGUUCCAGGACUUGGCGCGCUACGUGCAGGACGCCGACGUGCGCUGGGAGUACUGCGUGCGCGCCAAGCGCGGCCAGACUGACACCUCGCUGCCCGGCUGCUUCAGCAAGGAUCAGGUGUACCUAGAUGGCAUCGUGCGCAUUCUGCGGCAUCGCCAGACCAUCGAUUUCCCGCUGCUGACCUCGCUGGGCAAGGUGUCCUAUGAGGAUGUAGAUCACCUUCGGCCCCAUGGGGUGCUGGACAACACCCGGGUGCCCCACUUCAUGCAGGACUUAGCACGCUACCGGCAGCAGCUGGAGCACAUCAUGACCACCAACCGGCUGGAUGAGGCAGAGCUGGGCCGCCUGCUGCCUGAUGACUGAUACUGGUUGAGGGCUACAGGCAGAGGCCCUGGAAAGAGGGCUCCAGAUCAGCCCCCAGAACAUGAAGCUGGCUGCUCUGUGCUUCCACAGCCUGCACGUUUCUUGGGGAA